Molecule: messenger RNA, 3679 nt
Organism: Clarias gariepinus (North African catfish)
Lineage: Eukaryota; Metazoa; Chordata; Actinopteri; Siluriformes; Clariidae
Gene: atg9a
Product: ATG9 autophagy related 9 homolog A (S. cerevisiae)
Exons: 16
Coding region: 251-2749 (832 amino acids)
Biological process (GO): protein localization to phagophore assembly site; autophagy of mitochondrion
Cellular component (GO): phagophore assembly site; autophagosome
Source: RefSeq, a predicted model, not a curated record
GUGACAGGGCGUGAUGUGUUGCUAGCAUUGCUGUCAGAACUGAAACCAAGACAGCCGAAAAAGAAACUAAAUACUCAGAAAAUACUUCAAGACAAGCCGCACCGAGUCCCAUUCGCGGAAAGGAGACAAAGAGCUGAGUUCCUAAAAAACCUGAAGAUGAAGAUGUGGGAAUUAAUGCAGGUGUUGUCCAUGUAGCUCCACUAUAAGGAGGGAUGGUGUGUGAGCGGUGUGUGUAGAGACAGACAGCAGCAUGGCCGAAUUUGAUACAGAGUACCAGCGCCUGGAGGCGUCUUACAGCGACUCUCCUCCAGGAGAGGAAAAUCUCUUGGUUCAUGUACCAGAGGGCUUGAAAUCUCACUGGCAUCACAUUGAAAACUUGGACCUUUUCUUCCAAAGAGUCUAUAAUCUUCAUCAGAAGAACGGAUUCACUUGUAUGCUCCUGGGAGAAAUCUUCGAGCUUGUGCAAUUGGUCUUUGUGGUGACGUUCACUGUUUUUCUGGCCAACUGUGUGGACUACGACAUCCUGUUCGCCAACAAGUUUGUCAACCAUACUGACUCAUCCAAGGUGACUCUUCCUGAUGCGUUUCUUCCCAUGGACGUGUGUCAUGAUCGGAUUCGUGAUAACGUCUUGGUCAUUUUCAUACUGAUUAUAUCCGGAGUGUUUUGGCUCCAUCGACUGGUCAAAUUUCUCUACAAUGUCUGCUGCUACUGGGAGAUCCGUUCGUUCUACAUCAACGCUCUAAAAAUGUCAAUGGCUGACCUUCCGUAUUUCACCUGGCAAGAGGUGCAGGCGCGGAUCAUCGAGAUCCAAAAAGAGCAUCAGAUCUGCAUCCACAAAAAGGAGCUCACUGAGCUGGACAUCUACCACCGCAUCCUGCGCUUUAAGAACUACAUGGUGGCGAUGGUGAACAAGUCCCUGCUGCCCGUCCGUUUCCGUUUGCCGCUCCUGGGCGAUUACGUCUUCUACACGCGCGGCCUCAAGUACAACUUCGAGCUGAUCUUCUUCUGGGGUCCCGGCUCUCUUUUUGAGAAUGAGUGGAGUCUCAAGUCCGAAUACAAGCGCGGGGGGAACCGCCUGGACCUGGCCGAUCGCCUGAGCUCGAGGAUCUUGUGGAUCGGCAUAGCCAACCUGCUCCUGUGCCCGGUCAUUCUCAUCUGGCAGAUCCUGUACGCCUUCUUCAGCUACACAGAGAUCAUAAAACGUGAGCCGGGCAGCCUCGGGGCUCGCUGCUGGUCACUGUACGGGCGCUGCUACCUGCGCCAUUUUAACGAGCUUGAUCACGAGCUUAUGUCUCGCCUCAGCAAAGGCUACAAAGCUUCGUCCAAGUACAUGAACUGCUUCAUGUCACCUCUGCUCACGGUGGUGGCCAAGAACGUAGCUUUCUUCGCGGGGUCCAUAUUAGCCGUGCUCAUCGCUUUGACCAUAUACGAUGAGGAUGUGCUGGCUGUAGAGCAUGUUCUCAGCAGCAUCACACUCCUCGGGGUUUGCGUUACAAUCUGCAGGUCGUUUAUUCCUGACAAGCACAUGGUGUUUUGUCCAGAGCAGCUGCUCAAAGUGAUCCUUGCGCACAUCCACUACAUGCCGGACCACUGGCAAGGCAACGCCCAUCGUUACGAGACCAGAGACGAGUUUGCUCAACUUUUUCAAUAUAAAGCCGUGUUCAUCCUGGAGGAGCUGCUCAGUCCCGUCAUCACACCCUUCAUCCUCAUCUUCUGCCUGCGCCGCAAAUCUCUAGAGAUCAUCGACUUCUUCCGAAAUUUCACCAUCGAAGUGGUGGGCGUGGGAGACACCUGCUCUUUCGCUCAGAUGGACGUCCGACAUCACGGCCAUCCAGCGUGGAUGUCUGCGGGAAAGACAGAAGCCUCGAUCUAUCAGCAGGCAGAGGACGGGAAGACCGAGCUGUCACUCAUGCAUUUCGCCAUCACUAACCCUCAGUGGCAGCCUCCGCAAGAGAGCACGCAUUUCAUCAGCCAGCUGAAAGAGAAAGUGCACCGCGAGGCCACUGGGGGGCAACAGGGGAACGCAGCGGAGAACCUCACAUCUGCUCACUCGCUGCAGUCCGAGUCUGAGCCUCGAAGUCUCGUCGCUAACCUCCUGGCUGGACCACCGUCCUUGGCCUCGCUGCACCUGGGUCGAGACGGCUCCAUUAUCAAUCACUUUUCGAUGGGAAUGAGUGACGGUGCGUCGGCUUUGCGCUCCCUCUCGCCCGUCAGCACCAGUUUGCACCUGAGGGCCAGCUACCCGUCUGCCAGGCUGCCCCGUCCGGACCAUCCUGCUGUAGCAGCAGGCAGAGCCAUGGCUGGCUCCGGGACUGAUGCUCGCACUGUCAGUUCAGGAAGCAGUGCUUGGGAAGGUCAGCUGACCAGCAUGGUCCUAUCAGAAUACGCCUCCACAGAGAUGAGCAUUCACGCCCUGUAUUUGCACGAGAUGCACAAGCAGCAGUCCCGUGUCGAGAUCUCACGCCACACGUGGCACAGACAGGAGAGCGACGAGAGCAGCGAGAGCACCCACGAAUACGCGGAGGCAACGCGCAACUUGCCUCGAUCCAACACUUUCCCCUGCAACACCGCUCCCAACCAACAGGGGGCCACAGUCCAGAGCAGCGUCAGUCAGUAUGGGGGAACAUCAGGCGGAGGUGCUCGGGUUCAGCGCACGGCCCGGAUGCCGAUGGGAGGCUGGGAGGAGGAGCCUGUAGCUGAGGAGGGUUCUGAAGAUGAUCUACCACCACAUGUUCAUAAGGUGACAUGAUGAAAUUCCCCAACCUUCAUCUUAACGAAGAAAUAAAAUAAGAACACUGAACAGUGGGAAAUGUAUUUAUUCACUCUCUGAUAGCACUGACAUUUACAAAUGUACAAAUGACUUUGAGAUAAAUCAGUGGGUAAUUAAUUAUCAUCACCAUCAUCAUCUUUGUGCUCGUCUAAUGCAAUUAUAACAAUAUUAGCUAGGUAAAGGGAAAAAUUGGAUAUUUGAAAAAAUAUAUUAUUAUUAAGGAAUUCUGAUUACGCAAAUGGAAAUGCGUAAUGUUGAUGACAUGAUCACGCUUAAACCUGAUAUCCUUAAUCUUUUGUUUGAUGAUUUUAAAAUCCAGAUUAAAUGUAAACAUUAAUUUUACAGACAUGUACGCUGAGAUCUGCAUGUUAUUACGCUCCCUCUCUCUAAAGUUUGCACACAUCAGAAUGCACUUUAGCUUCUUGUUAAAUCCAAAGGAUGUUUGAAGCAUUUUUUUCAUACACAUUUCAUUGUGUGCCACACUGUAUGUAUGUAUGUAUGUAUGUAAGAAAUCCAGUGAGGAUUUGUGGUUAGAGUCGUAACUGGUGCUCAAGUACGUCAUAAAAUAUAAUAGUGAUUUACCGAGAUAGAGUCUCAGAGUGGUUAAGCUUCGAAAAUCAUUGUCAUAGGAUUAUUUUUUUUUUUUUAUGUACAGACAUGUAUGAAAAAAAGCUGUAUUUGUGCUUAUGUAAAAACAAAAAAAUAUAUCUCUGAAAUGCAGCCGGUGCAUGAACAUGUUAAAUCAUUUUACCAGGCGUAACUAACUUAUGAGCUAUACAGUUAUGUGUAUAUUUUUUUUUGCAUUGUUCAUUUUGUUCUUUUUAUAGAUUUAAGUUGUAAUAAUGUAAAUUUGUACAGCUGUAAAUUCAUUAUAAUGAGGUGUUCAAGAAAUUGUGCAUUCAUACCCUU